AUGUUUUCCCUGGGCUCCUGGCUGCCGGCUUGGCCCGGCUUGGCCCGGGGUUGGGUGCUGCUGGAUGGGCUCCUGCAAGGGCUGGUGGGUGCCUGUGCCGUGUCAGUCCUCUGUAGUCUCAUGAAGGUUUAUCUCUAUGUGCAGUGCUGCAAUGACCCGGAACGGCAGGCGGAGAAGGAGGCGCUGCGGACACGGCGGUGGCUGCUGGACGCCCUGCACGUGCCCCUGCUCACGGCCAUGCUGGCUGCCGUGGGCUCCCGGGUGGCUGCGCUGGUGGCCCUCGAGUUCUCGCUGCGGGCUGCCUCGGCCCUCCUCUCCCACGGCAAGGUG
Molecule: messenger RNA, 330 nt
Organism: Struthio camelus australis
Lineage: Eukaryota; Metazoa; Chordata; Aves; Struthioniformes; Struthionidae
Source: RefSeq, a predicted model, not a curated record